Monodelphis domestica (gray short-tailed opossum) is the source of this 2697-nucleotide messenger RNA. It is a transcript of the gene AFP, whose product is annotated as alpha fetoprotein. Gene Ontology annotation, cellular component: cytoplasm; blood microparticle. Gene Ontology annotation, molecular function: small molecule binding. NCBI's taxonomy places the organism in Eukaryota, Metazoa, Chordata, Mammalia, Didelphimorphia, Didelphidae. Gene Ontology annotation, biological process: transport. The record is from RefSeq and is a predicted model, not a curated record.
GAUUUCAGAUUGACUUUCAACAUGAAGCAGUAAGUCCUCUGGGGAGAACAAUUGACAUCAUGAAGUGGGAAGCUUCUAUUUUCUUGCUGCUUUUUUUAAGUUUUGCUGAAUCAAAACUACUUCACACAAGUGCCUUGGAACUAGGUUCGACAUCAAAUUCUCCCCACAGCAUAACAGAAGCAAACUUGCGUGACCUUGCCACCAUAUUCUUUGUCCAGUUCAUUCCAGAAGCCACUUAUGAGGAAGUAGACAAACUAGUUAAAGAUUUCUUGGCUGAUUUUGAGAAACUUGGAGCUAAAGAGAAGUCAAAAGAAUGUUUAGAAAAGCAGCUGUCUGCUUUGUUGGAAGAAAUCUGUCACGACAAAGACAUCUCAGACAAGCACGGGCUUGCUGACUGCUGCAGUGUGGUCGGAAGCGACAGAUUAGGGUGUUUGCUGGCUCACAAAAGGAGGGGCAGCGCAGCCUCCAUCCCAGAAUUCCAAGUUCCAGAAGCUGUCCACAGCUGCAAAGCACAUGGAGAGAAUCCGGCAACUUUCAUGAACAGAUAUAUCUAUGAAAUAACCAGAAGGCACCCUUUCCUCUAUGCACCCACCAUUCUUUCUUUGGCCGCCCGAUAUGACAAGAUAAUUUCCACUUGUUGCCAAGCUGAAAAUGCAGUUGAAUGCUUCCAUAACCAGGCAGCACCAGUCACCAAAGACUUAAGAGAAAAAAGUUUGAUCAGCCAACACGUAUGCGAUGUUCUGAGGAAGUUUGGAGAACGGUCUUUUAAAGCCAUACUACUUACUAAGAUUAGUCAAAAGUUCCCCAAGGCUAACUUUACUGUCAUUCGGGAUCUGGUGUUGGAUGGUGCCCAUGCCCACAUAGAAUGUUGCAAAGGCAAUGUACUGGAGUGUCUGCAGGACAGGAAUGAGAUUAUGUCCUACAUCUGUUCCCAACAAGAUGUCUUAUCAAGUAAAAUCCAAGAGUGCUGUUCAUUGCCCUUACGAGAUCAGGGUGAUUGUAUAGUCAAUGCAGAAAAUGAUGACCAACCAGAAGGUUUAUCUCCUGACCUGAGAAGAUUUUUAGGAGAAAGAAAAUUCAACCUCUAUUCUUCAGAAGAAAAAGAUCUCUUCCUGGCAAGAUUUGUGUAUGAAUACUCAAGACGUCACCAGGAUCUUGCUGUCCCUGUGAUUUUGAGGGUUGCGAAAGGAUACCAGGAGGCUUUGGAAAAAUGCUCCAAAACAGAGAACCCAUCGGAGUGUCAGGACAAAGAGGAAGAAGAAUUAGAGAGACAUGUUCAGGAUAGCCAAGCGUUGGCCAAGCGGAGCUGUGGUCUCUUCCAGAAAUUAGGAGAAUAUCACUUGCAAAAUGUAUUUCUUGUUGCUUACACCAAGAAAGCUCCUCAGCUGAUCUCUCAAGAGCUGAUUUCCUUCACCAAGAAAAUGGCAGCCACUGCAUCUUUAUGCUGCCAGCUCAGUGAGGAUAAACAACUGGCCUGUGGAGAGGGUGCAGCUGACCUUAUUAUUGGGCAGUUAUGUGCAAGGCAUGAAGCCCAACCUAUAAAUGAUGGUGUGGGUCAUUGCUGUGAUUCUUCCUAUGCUAAUAGGAGACCUUGUUUCAGCAACUUUGUGAGGGAUGAAAAAUAUGUUCCUCCUCCAUUCUCUCAUGACCAAUUCAAUUUCCGUCAAGAUCUUUGCCAUGCUCAAGGGGAAGAGCUACAGAAGAAGAAGCAAGAGUUUCUGAUUAAUCUUGUCAAGCAAAAGCCACACAUAACAGAGGAACAACUGAAAGCCGUCACUACAGAUUUCACAGGCCUAUUGGAGAAUUGUUGCAAAGGAAAACAACAGGAAGCCUGUUUUGCAGAAGAGGGUCCAAAAUUGAUCGCAAAAACCCAAGAGGCUCUGGGAGUUUAAGCUAUUUCAGGAGGAAGAGAUAAAGAUAAAAUGAAGUCAUUAUGGUGUGCUAUUUCUCUUCCCCCCCUCUCUGUCUUGCUUAUAGUCAUGAUUAUUUUAGUAAUAUUUCCAUAUUGUCAGAUGAAGAAACAAAGAUUUUUUUCUCUGAUGUUUCUGAAUGGAAAUAAAACAUUUCUAAAUUCCUCUCUUCUACUUUGUUGUUGUUCAUUUGUUUCAGUUGUGUCUGGCUUUUUAUGAUCCCAUUUGGAGUUUUAUUGGCAAAGAUACUAGAGUUGUUUGCCAUUGCCUUCUUUAGCUCAUUUUACAGAUCAGGAAUAGAGGCAAAGAGAGUUAAAUGACUUGGCCAGGAUCACCUAGCCUACUUCAAAACAAACAACCAAACAACCUUCGUAUUUGCUUGGAGACAAUUUUUUUACCUUGGGAUUAGUAUGCUCUUUUAGGAUAAAAGUGACAGGAUGGCAUUGAACUAUCCAUCAGGUCAGUAUUAGAAUUCACGAAUUAUUCACAACAGAGGUAGCUAGUUCUAGCAACACAGUAAGGUUAGGGAGUGACUGGAGCUGUAGUUUCUUUGGCAGGGACCUCUGAGUGAGGAAACACCUUCCCAAAUCAGGUUGGCACCUUUUAUGUGGAAGUUUGAAAUGGAACAGUGAUAAAAUUACACAGAGGCUAAUCUGGGUGUGAAACAGACGGAAGAUUAUCAAUCUGAAGAGACUCACGUGGUACUGAAUAGAGUGUGAGGUCAAGAAGACAUGGGUUUAAAUCUUGCCUCUGAUUUUUACUAGCUAUACUACCUGGACAAAUCACC